CAGUUUCGUUCGUGACGAAAGGAUGUACGCCCGGUUGUAGGCCGUACAUACACACACACACACACAUACAUACAUACAUACAUGCAUACAUGCAUGCAUAGAGAAACAUGCACAGCUUCGACAUGCACACGCACACGCACACAUCCAUCUACACAGACAACAUGCCAAAGAGCGGCGAAUACGAGGAGCUGGCUCAACUGUUAAAAUCUUGGAACGUCAGCGAGCUGUUGCCGUAUUUGCAAGAGGAGGCAAUUAACAUGCAGGAGCUGCAGAUGUUGAAGCGGCAUCAUCUGAACGAGCUGCUGCGCAACUUUCGCUAUGGCACACGGAUUCGGUUUGAGCAUCAUCUGGAACGCUGGCGCCGCUGGCUCAAUGUGCCGCUGCAGGAUGCGUCGCCCUGCAGCGGCAGAGCCACCCACAUGGGCCACUGCAGCGGCUGUCGCUGUUCGGGCGACAGCUUCCAGCAAACGAAAAGCCAUUCCAAGUCCGAUCUGUUGGACGACAGUCGAUCCAAGCAGCUGCCGGCGGAGCCAUUUGUGACGCUCAACGAGAUGACGGAUGGAUCGCAGUUUAAUGUGCCGCUGCCGCUGGGCGAUCACAGCGAACUGGUCCACACGGAGCUGGUGACGGCGGAUCUGAUCAAGCCGGAAAUAACCGAACCGGAUGUCAGCGAGGAGAGCGGCGUCACCGUACUGUCCAUACUGCAGGCAUCGCCAGUGAAGGCGCAAUCCCUGCUGGAGCGUUUGGGCCAGAACGAGCAGCUGGAUGCAGUGCAGCGCCUGCUGCUGAUCCAGCUCAUCUGCAGCUACUACGAGGACAAUCGUUUGCAUUUGACCCUGCAGCGCAGUCACCUGCUGGAGCGCGAAAUUCUGCAGCUUUUCCCCAAGGAGCAGCUCUGCUUCUAUCGCACCGAGCGACGCGGCAAGAUCUAUGUGAGAUUCACCAACAUGAAGCGGAACAAACGGUUUGGCGCCCAGAAGAGGCGCCGCGAGGAAGCGAUGGCACCGCCCACCUCCUUCGUGUCCAAGGAGGUCACCUUUGGCGGCGAUCCCAUGUCCAGUCCCGAGAGAUCAGAUUGAUAUGCUAAGCCUAGUUUCUAAGAUAGUUUCCACACAUAACUCAUCCCAAUCCACAUCAUAUCGAUUCCUAGAUCAUGCCCAAUGCACACGAUAGGUUUAUUUGACUUGAAUAUCGAUAUAUCGGAUAUAUCGUAAAUAUCGAUAUAUAUUAUCUCAUAAAUAUCAAGCUAUCUUACCUAAAUAUGAUAUAUCUUGUAUAUCGUAAAUAGAGAUAUAUAUUAUAUCGUAAAUAUCGAUAUCAGGUAUAUCGUCAAUAUCGAUAUAUCGGGUAU
This is a messenger RNA of Drosophila novamexicana, 1351 nucleotides long. RefSeq lists its product as uncharacterized. The transcript has 2 exons. The record is from RefSeq and is a predicted model, not a curated record. Bases 108 to 1079 code for a protein of 323 amino acids. NCBI's taxonomy places the organism in Eukaryota, Metazoa, Arthropoda, Insecta, Diptera, Drosophilidae.